Messenger RNA from Nelumbo nucifera (sacred lotus), 924 nucleotides. RefSeq names its product syntaxin-124-like. Gene Ontology annotation, biological process: intracellular protein transport; exocytosis; vesicle fusion. The record is from RefSeq and is a predicted model, not a curated record. Gene Ontology annotation, cellular component: plasma membrane; SNARE complex; endomembrane system. NCBI's taxonomy places the organism in Eukaryota, Viridiplantae, Streptophyta, Magnoliopsida, Proteales, Nelumbonaceae. Gene Ontology annotation, molecular function: SNAP receptor activity; SNARE binding.
AUGAACGACCUAUUCUCUAGUUCGUUUAAGAAGUACACGGACCUGAAACAACAGAACCAGUUCGACGACAUGGAGGCUGGCGGAGAUGCAAGCGGGGAGGGCGUCAAUCUGGAUAAAUUCUUUGAAGAUGUGGAGAAUGUCAAAGAAGAUAUGAGGAAUGUGGAGAAGCUGUACAAGAGGUUACAGGAAUCCAACGAAGAAAGUAAGACUGUCCACAACGCCAAGACCAUGAAGGACCUCCGAUCCCGGAUGGAUAAAGACGUAGAACAGGUUUUGAAACAGGUAAAGGUUAUCAAGGGGAAGCUAGAAGCACUUGAACGCUCCAAUGUUGCUAAUAGGAGUGUUCCAGGGUGUGGACCUGGGUCCUCCGCCGAUCGAACACGGACGUCUGUGGUUGCUGGGCUUGGGAAGAAGCUGAAAGAUAUGAUGGAUGAUUUCCAGGGAUUCAGAGCAAAGAUGACUGCCGAGUACAAGGAGACAGUGGAGCGUAGAUACUUCACCAUCACCGGCGAGAAGGCAGAUGAAGAGACGAUCGAAAACUUGAUAUCAAGCGGGGAAAGUGAGACGUUCCUACAAAAAGCCAUACAAGAUCAAGGGAGGGGCCAAAUCCUUGACACCAUCUCAGAAAUCCAAGAGCGCCAUGAUGCUGUAAAGGAGAUCGAGAAGAACUUGAUUGAACUCCAUCAAGUGUUUCUAGACAUGGCUGCCUUGGUGGAAGCCCAGGGGCAGCAGCUCAAUGAUAUCGAGAGCCAUGUUGCCCAUGCCAACUCAUUCGUUCGACGAGGGACUGAACAACUCACAGUUGCAAGGGAGUACCAAAAGAGCUCAAGGAAGUGGACGUGCAUUGCCAUUAAUCUUGGUAUACUUCUCGUCAUCCUCCUCAUCUUGCCAUUGUUACCCACCAUCAUAACCCUUAUGAAGUAG